AGACCCGCGGGACGAUGGGUUUUUCGCCUAUAAAUACCCAAACUGGCCGGCACUCCGGUAUCACUUCGUCUUCGGCCUCUCAACUGCGACCGCGACGAGUCGACGAGUCAUAUCGUCUGCAGCCGUAUCCCGAUUGCCGUUGACAAUAUUAUUAUUAUUGUUAUUAUUACAUUGUCCGGACACCGCGAAGACAAUAUGGCCGCCGUUUUCAAGGUAUGCGAUUUUUUUUUUUUCUUUUCUCCAAUCAGUUAAGCGACCCGACCGGCCGUUGUUCAAUGUUGUUCCGAACUCAAUUCCUCGUUUCCCGACAGUUGUUGUUCCUCGAUUCGACGGGACCGCCGCGGCACGCCCCGUCCGUUCCCGCAUUAUUCCCUCUUAUCCCCGCGGCACUUCUCGUCCGUGUCGCACGGAUUUCCCUCCACCUGCAGAGCCGUUUCAUUCGCUUGACCGCGUGCCCGUCGCGGUAUUGCCGAUCUCCGUCGUAUUCCGUCCGCGAGACUUUUGCCCGACGACACGAGACUCCGUUACACUCUGAUAUUUUUUACGGUUUUUGUUUUUCUGUUUUUCUAACGUUGUUUUUAUAAUUGUUUAUCCAGAAUUUCAUCGUCUGUCUGGCCCUGAUCGGCCUCUGUUCGGCCGAGACCGCCAAACGCAGCGCGACCGGUAUCGCCGACUACUCGGGCCUGUCGUCCGCGUACGCCGGUCAUCUGGACGGUUACAGUCACGGCGGUUACGGUUACGGUGCGGGCGCCGGUCACCAAGUACCGGUCAGAGUGACCCAGUCCCAACAGGUGGUGUCCGUGCCGGUACCGCAGCCGUACGCCGUGCCGGUCACCCGCCACGUGCCCGUGUCUGUGCCGCACCCCGUGCCCGUGUCCGUGCCCAGAGCCGUCCCGGUCAGCGUACCGCACCCGGUACCCGUGCCGGUCGAACGUCCGUACCCCGUUGACGUGCCACGCGCCGUGCCCGUCAGCGUGCCGCACCCCGUCCCGUACUCGGUCAGCAAGCCCGUGCCGUACGACGUCCCGCAACCGUACCCAGUCGAAGUCCACCAACCCGUGCCCGUGUCCGUGCCCGCCCCGAUCGUCGCCCAUCAACCAUACGCCGCGGCCGCCGUUCCGUCCUACGGAUCGUACGGUUCGUACGGAGGAUCUUACGGUUCGCUCGGAUUUGACGCCGUUUCGUCCUACGGUUCUUUCGGACACAAUGCCAUCGGAUCCCUGCCGUCUUACGGCGGUGAUUUUCACCACGGCGGAUAUCACCACCACGACUUCAAAAAAUAAUAGUUUUCGCGCAUAGUAUUAUUUUGUAUUGUGUACAAGUAUAAGUUCAUAUUUGUACGCGAUAUAUUUUGUAUACCUGUACAUAUCGGUAACGAUUGUAUUGUAUCCUCGUUUUUUUGUUUUUGUAUCUACCGUAUAGUUUCAACUGUUUUAAGUCGAAUAAAAAAAUUUUUAAAAUA
This is a messenger RNA of Cinara cedri, 1462 nucleotides long. The record is from the annotation of a GenBank genome assembly. Lineage: Eukaryota; Metazoa; Arthropoda; Insecta; Hemiptera; Aphididae.